AUGUUGGUGAUCAAUACCCUGUCCAAACCCGAAUUACUCGCACCCGAGCCUUGCGCCAACACGCUCCACCCCCACCGGAUGACAUCCCACAGACUUCCGCAUGAUAGUAUUUCAGGCCCAAUUUUAUCGGAGAAGGCAAAUAUUCUGGUGUGGACUUACUCCAUGGUCGAUCGCCACAAAAGACAGAAUCAGAAGGCCUUUCACGGUACAGACGUUCAAGACAACGGGCGAACAUGGGGGACCAGCGGAAAAUCUUCUGUCCUCAAGGUUGUGGGGCUGUUCAAGAGAAAGCCAGGAAUAUCUGUGGAAGCAUUCAGGGAAUAUUAUGAGAACAAGCAUGCGAAGUUGUUCGAUCAGCACGUGGCACUUCCGGGUGUGUUGCGAUUUUCUCGCCGUUACCUAACACAGAUUGACGGGAUGUCCUCACCACUUCCAACGACCACCGGCGGCUAUGAUGUUAUCAUGGAGGUGUGGUACAAGGAUGCCAAGUUAUUUGAGUCUCUGAGGAAUAAGCCGGACCCAGAGUUCACCAAGAUUGCAAUUGAGGACGAGGAACAAUUUCUUGAUCGGAAUUCGAUGACCAUGUAUCUCUCAGAGGAUGUCGAGAGCAAGGAUGGGCCAUGGAAUGUAUAA
Messenger RNA from Exophiala aquamarina CBS 119918, 633 nucleotides. RefSeq lists its product as uncharacterized. Gene Ontology annotation, molecular function: oxidoreductase activity. The record is from RefSeq and is a predicted model, not a curated record. The transcript has 2 exons. The coding region runs from base 1 to 633 and encodes 210 amino acids. Lineage: Eukaryota; Fungi; Ascomycota; Eurotiomycetes; Chaetothyriales; Herpotrichiellaceae.